AUGAAAACGGCAAAUAUAAAGGUACGUGCACGGGACGGAGCAUUCAUCAAUUGCAGAACCCUGUUGGAUACCUACUCCAGGGCCAACUUUAUGACCGAGGAGUUGGCCCGAAAACUACAGUUAUCACAACAUGCAAUCAAUACGUUGCUACUACAAUUCAAUCAAUUCAUACCAAUCUCAAGAAAACACUCAAUUUCUUUAUCAUACAAAAUAUCAACACUCAUUCCAAACCAACCAAUCAAUCGCAAAUACAUUUCUAUGCCUCCGAACAUUCACUUGGCUGAUCUUGAUUUCGACAAACCAGCACCAGUUCAAAUACUACUCGGAACAGGCCCGACCCUAUCCUUCUUCAGCAUUGGACAAAUAAGGCUUCCAACGCCAUCAAACUCGGAUUUAAUACUUCAAAAAACACAGCUCGGUUGGAUCAUCGGAGGAAGCGUUCCAACCCGCAGCGAACCAUCACCCACAUCACUAACCUGUCAUAACACCAGUUUACAACUUGACCUGGAAAGGUUUUGGAAAUUAGAAGAAAGCGCAACUACACCUCACCUCACCUCGGAAGAACAAGCAGCCGAGGAACACUUUAAAUUAAACACAAGACGGUCACCCGAUGGCAGGUAUGUGGUGGCUUUACCAUUCAAGGACAAUAAGCGCAACCUCGGCGAUUCUCGAAAUACCGCGUUAAGACGAUUUCAUUCACUGAAGAAUAAACUCAAGUCUAAUCCCAUAUUAAAAGACCAAUACACCGCCGUCAUUCAAGAAUACAUAGACCUCGGCCAUUUAACCGCUACUUCUAAUACCCAACCAGGUUAUUAUUUACCACACCACGCCGUUAUCAAGGAAAGCAGCCAGACCACUAAAAUUCGCGUCGUCUUCGACGGUUCAUCAAAAUCGAACACCGGGACUUCACUCAACGACACUUUAAUGGUCGGACCAACCAUUCAAGACGACAUCAAUUCUUUGUUGCUGCGUUUUCGUUUAUACAAAUAUGUCCUGACCGGAGACAUCGAAAAGAUGUACCGGCAGUUCCUCGUGCGUGAAGAAGAUCGGAAAUUUCAACGAAUCUUCUAG
Messenger RNA from Habropoda laboriosa, 1071 nucleotides. RefSeq lists its product as uncharacterized. The transcript has a single exon. The coding region runs from base 1 to 1071 and encodes 356 amino acids. NCBI's taxonomy places the organism in Eukaryota, Metazoa, Arthropoda, Insecta, Hymenoptera, Apidae. The record is from RefSeq and is a predicted model, not a curated record.